This is a messenger RNA of Spirodela intermedia, 177 nucleotides long. Lineage: Eukaryota; Viridiplantae; Streptophyta; Magnoliopsida; Alismatales; Araceae. The record is from the annotation of a GenBank genome assembly.
AUGCCGCCCGGCAGCACGAUCGGCGACUGCAUGAGUAAGCUCCUGGACGAGUUCCCCAGAUUGGGGGAGAUCAAGAGCUCGGUGGUGUUAGCUCUGAACGAGGAAUACGCGCCGGAAUCGAUGGUACUGAAGAACAGAGAUGAAUUGGCCAUCAUACCUCCGAUCAGCGGGGGGUGA